AUGCUGGCUAAUAAAUUUGAUGAGAUGCAUCACCCGGUGCCUGAUUCCAGUAUGAACGGUAAUCCGUUGUGUAAUAGUAGUGCGAAUGUUGGGCAGGGGAACAGGAAUAGCAACCCGAUACAGAGCAGGGGCACGGGCCACAGCUCUAGUCCGAUUUACAACAACCCGUUGCGUACCGCCCACCCUGGUGCUGUUCUGUUGUCGCCACAGUCCUCCUCAUUGAACAUCAUCGAUACAACUGUUGGAAAUGCGAUGUCGCCUACCGUGCCAUCUUCUGCGGCGUCCUCUAUUUUCUUUAACGACUUUGGACUGGAUUCGUCCACUAACUUGAACAAGUCUGCCAUGAACGCCAACAGCAACCGUCCGAUGACUACUAUCCCAUUGUCCUCUAAUUCCACAAGCCAGUCUUACACUCUUUCAUUCCAGCAGGAGAACAAAAAAACAAACAGCAAUUCUACACUAAACAAUGUUAAUAACGGUUUGGUCACAGCAGGUUCUGUUUCCAACUCUCAUAAUAAUAUAUUUCUGGACUCAUUUUUAAGCCAUGAUAACACAAUGCAACCUAAUAACAGCAGCAACAACAACAACAACAACAAUCAAAAUGCUAAUAAUUCUUUGAACUUCAACACUGAUGUCAACCAACUGUGCACCUGGAUGUCGAUGCUGACCGCAAACCAACAGAGUGUUGUCAUGGAUAACAUUAUCUCGGUGCUAAACGAAAGCACUCUCAACUACACCAAGAUGAAGCUAGACACCAUGUUUGGCACAACCUCGUCCUCUCCAACUAGUGCUGAGGCCAUGCAAAACCUGGGCCAGCCAAAGGAAAGCGGUAACCAAAACAGCAACCAGAACAACAUCGCUUCACCCAUCCCAAGCACCCUCGAUUCUGUAUUUGCCAAUAACUCCAUGAAGUACUUGCAAUCUCAGUCAACUAGCGGUAGCAAUCACUUCCACCAAGCUUUCAAUAGCAAAGGAAGUAGCAUGAACUGGUCAUCCCAGGCUUCAAACAUACAAAAUCCUGCCUACGAUUACUUAAAUGAUUAUCGCCAGAGACCAAAAUCUGCAGAACCUCCACUAUCUCACCAGACUCACUACCAACCAUCCAACUUGAGUAUCUCGCAGUUCAAACCACAGAAUUCCAACGGUAACUCAUCCAACACAAACACAAAUAGAAACUUGAAUAACAGCAACAACAGUAACAACAACAGCACCGCCAACAACAAUAACAUUGGAAGUAACAACACCAAGAGAAUGAACGACAUCACUAAUUCUGCGGAUGUACCUGUUACAAGCUCAUUCCAGAACUUGACUCUGAAUAACCAAAAUGGUUCGACAACCACAUCCUCUAACAAUGGCAAUUCAAGUUCUGGUGCCUCAAGUAACAGUUCAAUGAACCCAAAGAGCUUAACUGAUCCAAAAUUGUUGAAUAACAUUCCUAUUUGGCUAAAAACGUUAAGACUACAUAAAUACUCAGACAUCCUGAAUGAUUUAAGCUGGGAGAAGUUGAUUUACUUGGAAGACGAAGACUUAUUAAAACGUGGUGUUUUAGCUUUAGGUGCGCGCAGGAAGUUACUAAAGGCAUUCACCAUUGUUAGAGAUUACAAGAACCGUGAUCUAAUAGAUAAUUCAGCAUAUUUAAACAUUAAAUAA
Messenger RNA from Nakaseomyces glabratus, 1650 nucleotides. It is a transcript of the gene VTS1, whose product is annotated as Vts1p. Lineage: Eukaryota; Fungi; Ascomycota; Saccharomycetes; Saccharomycetales; Saccharomycetaceae. Gene Ontology annotation, molecular function: protein binding; mRNA binding. Gene Ontology annotation, cellular component: P-body. Gene Ontology annotation, biological process: regulation of mRNA stability; nuclear-transcribed mRNA poly(A) tail shortening. The record is from RefSeq and is a predicted model, not a curated record.